Messenger RNA from Microthlaspi erraticum, 405 nucleotides. NCBI's taxonomy places the organism in Eukaryota, Viridiplantae, Streptophyta, Magnoliopsida, Brassicales, Brassicaceae. The record is from the annotation of a GenBank genome assembly.
AUGGUUGUACGGCUCCGAUUAUCGAGGCUCGGAUGCAAAAACCGACCAUUUUUUCGGGUUAUGGCCGCUGAUAGCAGAUCCCCAAGAGACGGGAAGCAUCUCGAGGUCUUAGGCUACUUCAAUCCUUUGCCAGGCCAGGACGGUGGUAAGAGAAUGGGUCUCAAGUUUGAUCGAAUCAAGUACUGGUUAUCUGUUGGUGCUCAGCCAUCAGAUCCGGUUCAACGUCUCCUUUUCAGAUCCGGUUUACUUCCUCCUCCUCCAAUGGUGGCUAUGGGACGUAAAGGUGGAGAAAGAGAAACUCGCCCGGUUGAUCCAAUGACAGGUCGCUAUCUGGAUGCAGAGAAAAAAUCGGUUAUCGAUAACCAGCCUAAGGAAGAAGACAAUGCAGAAGAGAAGAGUCCGUAA